AUGGCAGUGGUCUCUGCAAUGUCCUGGGUCCUGUAUUUGUGGAUAAGUGCCUGUGCAAUGCUGCUCUGUCAGGGGUCCCUCCAUCACACUUUCCAGCAGCAUCACCUGCACAGACCAGAAGGAGGAACCUGUGAAGUUAUAGCAGCACACAGAUGCUGUAAUAAGAAUCGAAUUGAGGAAAGAUCACAAACUGUAAAAUGCUCCUGUCUACCCGGGAAAGUGGCUGGGACUACAAGAAACAGACCUUCCUGUGUUGAUGCUUCAAUAGUGAUUGGGAAAUGGUGGUGCGAGAUGGAGCCUUGCCUAGAGGGAGAGGAAUGUAAGACAUUGCCUGAUAAUUCUGGAUGGAUGUGUGCAACUGGCAAUAAAAUCAAGACCACCAGAAUCCACCCGAGAACCUAA
Molecule: messenger RNA, 402 nt
Organism: Rhea pennata
Lineage: Eukaryota; Metazoa; Chordata; Aves; Rheiformes; Rheidae
Gene: TAFA1
Product: TAFA chemokine like family member 1
Exons: 4
Coding region: 1-402 (133 amino acids)
Biological process (GO): regulation of neuroblast proliferation; neuroblast differentiation
Molecular function (GO): receptor ligand activity
Source: RefSeq, a predicted model, not a curated record